Messenger RNA from Morus notabilis, 1747 nucleotides. RefSeq names its product protein REVEILLE 8. Gene Ontology annotation, molecular function: DNA binding. Bases 297 to 1178 code for a protein of 293 amino acids. Lineage: Eukaryota; Viridiplantae; Streptophyta; Magnoliopsida; Rosales; Moraceae. The record is from RefSeq and is a predicted model, not a curated record. The transcript is spliced from 8 exons.
CACCAAGAAAACCAAAAGAAGGAAAAAAAAAGUCAAGAAGUAAAACAUUAAUCGGGUACGGCAUUUCCCGCGGGUGAAGGCAGACGAUUAAAUCGGCGUAGUGGGAAGUAUUUAUUAUGUUUGUCAAAAUAAUUAAGCGGCCUCUAUUCUCUCCCCGGCUAACGUCACCGAUACUCUCCCCUCUUCUACUCUCUCUCUAGCUUUCUCUCUCUAAAUUCUCUCUCCACCUCUCUCUCUCUAAAGUUUUGUGUGCUGUGAAGGGGAGUUCAUUUGUUUAUGGUGGUGGUCGGAGCAAAAUGAACUCAAACGCCUCCGCGAAUCCCUCUCCAUCGGCGCCGUCCGACGGCUCGGCGAAGAAGGUGAGAAAGCCCUACACCAUCACCAAGUCCAGAGAGAGCUGGACCGAGGAAGAGCACGACAAGUUUCUCGAAGCUCUUCAAUUGUUCGACCGCGACUGGAAAAAAAUCGAAGAUUUUGUUGGUUCUAAGACGGUUAUUCAGAUUCGGAGUCAUGCGCAGAAGUACUUUCAGAAAGUGCAAAAGAAUGGGACUCUUGCUCAUGUUCCACCUCCCAGGCCAAAGCGCAAAGCUGCACAUCCUUACCCUCAAAAAGCAUCCAAAAAUGUUUUGGUUCCAUUGCAAGCAUCUGUAGCUUAUCCUUCUUCAGUGAAUAGCAUUGUACCCGAUUAUUCUCCAUGGGAAGAUGCCUCUUUGUUGAUAAGCCCAUCAUCAAGCAAAAUGGAAUUAUCCCAGGAAGAAUUUGCUAAUCUUCAGGGAACUGAAGCUGAUGUUGCAUCAAAGGGGGCAGUGGCAAGGAAUAGUGACAGCAAUCUUAGUGGCAUUGCAAGCUCAGGUAGAACGGUACCGGGAUCAGAGUUACCAAAGUAUGGGAAACAAGCUUCUGUGCUCCAUGGUAUUCCAGAUUUUGCUGAAGUUUACAGCUUUAUCGGAAGUGUUUUCGAUCCAGACACCCAGGGCCAUGUGCAGAAACUCAAGGAGAUGGAUCCCAUUAAUUUCGAGACUGUUUUGUUGUUAAUGAGAAACCUAACCUUCAACUUGUGUAGCCCUGAUUUCGAGCCCGUUAGAAAGGUCAUGUCCUCGUACGAUGUCAAUUCAAAAAUGGCGGGGAUUGGUACCGGAACUGUUGCCAAGAGGCAGGCCAACAAUCUGCCAGUUUGAGCUGCUUAGCUCUUACAACUUGCUGACUAGUAGGUGCUUCUCUCAUCUUCCUUUCUCCCCUUUAGUCUUGUUACUGACAACAUGAUUAUGAACCCCCGAUUCACGCUACCGAGCAACAUUUAAGAUGGAAUUUGUAUUGCCACACUAGGUAGGAUCAUGGCCAAAGGUGUAAAUGGUUCUAGCACAGUGGGCAUGAAUAGAAAUAUUUUAGUAUAGAGAUGAAUGCAACCACAGCCAUGAGAAUCACUGACACAAGAUGCUUGAUGGGGAGAAAAAGACGGGGCCUUUCGGAGCUCUGCAACCAUCUCAGUGUCUGGUGGCCUCAAUGGAUGAUGGAAUGCUAUUAUUAUUCUAUCUAUUAGGCCUUCAACCAGAAAAAAGUGUGUAUAUUAUCUAUUUGCUGGUAAAUUUGAUUUCUGUCAAAGAAAAUGUCGUCUUUGUUUCUUUUUUUUUUUUUUUUUUUUUUUCCCCUUAAAAGAAAGAAAGAAAAUUUUGCAGGGUUGUGCCUCCUAUCCCGUAAAGCCGUGUAGUUACAGGAAUUUGAAUAAUAAGUUUUAUCCUUCUAAAUA